This is a messenger RNA of Psammomys obesus (fat sand rat), 426 nucleotides long. RefSeq names its product secretoglobin family 1C member 1 (gene Scgb1c1). Bases 1 to 288 code for a protein of 95 amino acids. The transcript has 3 exons. NCBI's taxonomy places the organism in Eukaryota, Metazoa, Chordata, Mammalia, Rodentia, Muridae. The record is from RefSeq and is a predicted model, not a curated record.
AUGAAGGGGAGCAGCACGCUUCUGCUGGGGGCUCUAACCCUGAUCUGCAUCUGUGGGCUGAGCACAGCAGAGGAUGACAACGAGUUUUUCAUGGAAUUCCUGCAAACACUGCUGGUGGGAACCCCAGAAGAGCUCUUUGAAGGGCCCCUGGGCAAGUACGAUGUCAAUGACCAGGCCAAGUCAGCACUGACAGAGCUCAAGACCUGCAUCGAUGAACUGCAGCCCGUGCAUAAGGAGCAACUGGUCAAGCUGCUGGUACAAGUGUUAGACACUCAAGAGGACACAUAAGCAGGCCUGAAACAUGGCUUGACUUCCAUAAAUGACAGGACCAGCCACACGAGCAGCCAUGGAUGUGCUAAGGCCACCGCUUCCUCACAAAAAAAUUCACCCUCAAACUGUUAAAUCAAUAAAGCGUCCUGAGCCCAG